Messenger RNA from Arvicanthis niloticus (Nile rat), 720 nucleotides. RefSeq names its product general transcription factor IIIC subunit 6 (gene Gtf3c6). The record is from RefSeq and is a predicted model, not a curated record. Gene Ontology annotation, biological process: transcription by RNA polymerase III. NCBI's taxonomy places the organism in Eukaryota, Metazoa, Chordata, Mammalia, Rodentia, Muridae. Gene Ontology annotation, cellular component: transcription factor TFIIIC complex.
GGCGUGGCCAGUGAUGGAGUCUCCCAGCGCUAUGGCGGCGGCAGUGGAUCCCAGUUGGGAGGACGAAGAGGAGGAAGAAGAGGAGAUAGAGGAGCAGUUUGUUCUGGUAGAAUUGUCAGGGAUUAUUGAUUCAGACUUUCUCUCCAAAUGUGAAAAUAAAUGCAAGAUUUUGGGAAUUGACACGGAGAGGCCCAUCCUGCAAGUGGACAGCUACGUGUUCGCUGGGGAGUAUGAAGAUACUCUUGGGACCUGUGUUAUAUUUGAAGAAGGUGUUGAACGUGUGGAUCCAGAGGGGAAUGAUAAAACGGUGCUCAAGUACAAAUGCCACACGAUGAAGAAACUCAGCAUGACGAGGACUCUUCUGACAGAAAAGAAGGAAGGAGAAGAAAACAUAGACGGCGUAGAGUGGCUGCAGAUGAAGGACAAUGAUCUCUCCUACAGACCCAACAUGAUCUGUAGCUUUCUCCAUGAACACGAGGAUGAGGCUGGAGGGCCGGCCUCUGACAAACCUGUGGAGCUGGAAGACCAAGAGAGUCAGGAGAACGACAGUGCAGAGCAGACACACGAGCUGGAGAAGGCGCAGCACUCAGAAGCAGGGGACCCUGGUCCUCCAGGGGAUACCCCUUCUGAGAUGGAAAGUUCCGUUUUCAUGGGAACUCAAGAUGGAAAUGUUUCUCAAAACGAUCGGUCGUGAACUUUAAAGGAGUAGUCUUGUAUGCA